AUGCCUCGGCCGCUCCUGGCAGUCGCCGUCGCCGCCCUCGUGCUCGCGCUCGCCGGUGCUCAUGGCUUCCGGAUCGAGGAGGCGAGCGUGGACAGCAUCCAGCUCGGCUUCAACAACGGGAGCCUCACCUCGGUGGACCUCGUCCGGUUCUACCUGGACCGGAUCAGCCGCCUCAACCGGCUGCUGCACGCCGUCAUCGAGGUCAACCCGGACGCGCUCCCGCAGGCGGCCCGCGCCGACGCGGAGCGCUGCUCCGGCCGCCACCGUCGAGCCAUCGGCGCGCUGCACGGCGUGCCCGUCCUGCUCAAGGACAACAUCGCCACGCGCGACGCGCUCAACACCACGGCUGGGUCAUUCGCGCUUCUCGGCUCCGUGGUGAGGCGGGACGCCGGCGUGGUGCGCAGGCUGCGGCGCGCCGGCGCCGUGGUGCUGGGCAAGCCGGCAAGGCAAACAUGGACGAGUGGGCCAACUUCCGCAGCUUCUCCGGUGGCAGCUGGAGCGCCCGCGGCGGCCGGGGCAGGGCCGAUUUGCCACACGGUGGCUGAUGCAGUCCACGUGCUGGACGCCAUCGUCGGCUAUGAUGCCCGGGACGCUACUCCAACGAUGGAAGCUUCCAAGUACAUCCCUCAUGGUGGAUACAUGCAGUUCUUGAAAAAAGGUGGCCUUGGUGGGAAGAGGAUCGGUGUUCCUAGUGGCUUCUUCAACUUCCCAAAUGGGACUGUGCAACAGAUGGCCUACGCGCAACACCUCAACACAAUGAGGAAACAAGGAGCAGUUGUGAUUGAGAACCUUGACAUAGAGAAUUUAAGUGUCCUAUUGGAUUCCCAAAACAAUGGCCAACAGAUCGCAUUACCAGCAGAGUUCAAGUUAAGCCUCAACUCCUAUCUGUCAAACUUAUUAUAUUCCCCAGUUCGGUCGCUUGCAGAGAUCAUAGCUUUCAACAAUGCACAUCCUGUUGAGGAAAACAUGAAGGAAAAUGGUCAAACCGUAUUCCUGGUGGCUGAGAACACAACGGGCAUCGGUGCCUCGGAGCGAGAGGCGACCAGUCAGUUAAACAAGCUGUCCGCCAAUGGGUUGAAGAAGUUGAUGAGGGAGCACGAGCUAGACGCCAUCGUGACACCUAAUAAUGCAGUAUCCUCAGUGCUCGCCAUUGAUGGCAUGCCGGCCAUCACCGUGCCGGCUGGGUACGGCAAGCUGGGGGUGCCGUCUGGUCUCUGCUUUGGCGGGUUGAGAGGGUACGAGCUGAGGCUGAUCGAGAUGGCGUAUGCCUUCGAGCAGGUUACCAUGGUCAGAAAGACGCCCGCGUUCUUGCCAUAG
This is a messenger RNA of Triticum turgidum subsp. durum (durum wheat), 1317 nucleotides long. The record is from the annotation of a GenBank genome assembly. NCBI's taxonomy places the organism in Eukaryota, Viridiplantae, Streptophyta, Magnoliopsida, Poales, Poaceae.